CAGGUUCCCUGCCAGGGCACCGGCCUCAAUUAGCCUUCAACUAGCCCGCUGUGAUUCACCACUAGGCCUGACAAACGCACCGGCACUCAGUCCGGGUAAAAACGAAGGCAAGACGGAAAUUACCAAUUCAUCGUUUUCAGAGACGGACUUAACCGACAAUUGGCGGAAAUCCCCGAACUCUCCCGGCCGUCUGUUACGGAGCAUGGAAGCCGCCGGUUCGAAUCCCGGUGAUGACCCUUGCUGCGGGCUGUGCCUGGCUAAGGUAGUCCCCUCACACUCUGCCCAGCACGCUGCCACUCUACGUUUUUUUUGCUCCGUGCCUUGCUACCGCGAACACGGCUCCUGCGCCCAGGACUUUCAGCGCCGGGAGUUGCAACUCCUGCUCCAGGGUCAGCGGGAGGACCCGGCCUCGCAACGCCGCUUGAGGGAGGCCCUUCUUAGGCUGCAGGAGUUGCGCGAGCCCGGGGAUGCGGAUCUCCAGCUAGGCCUCGACCCCAGUUUGGAGCAGACAGAACUCGAGGAGCUGUGGGAGCAGCUGAGCCUGGAGCAAAGAAAGCGUUUCCAGCGAUUGCUGGACAGUGGGGAGAUCUCGUCUCUCCUGCCCCUUUGGAAGCCAUGGUGGACGGGGAGCGACCGGGGUGCAAUGCUGAUUCAAGAAUUGGGGGAGGCCCCUACAGGGCCCGGGACCCUCCACGCCCCUUUGCAACAACCGGAAUCCUCCCAGGGCACUGCAGCCGUGCAACACGCUCAGACUCCGGUGCAUUUGCAAGAGAUCCCUGCAAGUGGUCCAAACCCUGCACAGCCGGCGGGUGCCUCGACCUCAGCGCCUCCGGUGCCCACUACCAUCCCUCCUCUGAGCAGCUUGACCCGUUUGCCCGUCUCACCCCUGGUGCGCUUCCAGGUGCCCAACGUGCUGUGCGCCUAUGCCUAUUCCCUGGCGCUUUACAACGGCGACGUGGAAGAGGCCCAGCUGCUGCCUGAGUUUUGUGAAACGGUUCUGGACCCUCUCAGUCUCUGGGGCCCUAAAGGGCAGGGCUUCGGAUCUCACGGCGGGAGGCCUUACAAGCGGCUCUUGCAGGCUAAGUUACCGCGCGGGCGAUACCCCGAAUGCCUCCUGGGGAACGCCGGGGUGAUGGCAGCAGUGGCCCAGAUCUUAAUGGGAGAAUGCCAAGCCAAGCAAAAGGGGUACAGCUUAGCCGCCCUCGCCCAUCUAUCCCGGCUGCUGAGCAAGGGGAAGAGGCGGGUGCCUGCCCAGGAUCAACCCAGGCUGUUCUCUGCAAAGAAAAAGUGCGACUUUCUUUUGUCCUGGGUGAACGACAAUGAAGGGGAGCUCACCCUCCUGGCUUUGGAGGUGCAGAGAGAAUACAAGGCCCACCUGGAUGCGAUCAAGGAGGUGGGAGCAGUCACCCAGGAGCUGGAGAAGAUGUGGGGGGCCAAAGUGCCUCCCCCCAAAAAGACCUUGAUAGAAGAAUUGGAUUGAAAGGCUAGACUGGAGUCUUGGAACUGGUGCACCAGCUACCUUGGGUGGAGAGUAGAUUCUCCCUGCUGGAGAUCGGAUUAGGGUUUGAGCAGGAAACAGACUAAAAUUCCUGUGCAUCAGGGUAAAUUCUGGAUUAGUCGCAAGCACAGAUCAGCUCCAACUGGAACAGAUUAGUUCUCUUCCAGGGAAGGGAAUAUUUUGAAUCAGAGGGUGUCUGGCGUUUUGAGAAGUUGGAGACUGUGAUAACAUUUCAGCUUGCUUGCUAAACUGCCUGUUUUCUUUUGGGAUUUCUUUUAACCUAAUCAAACCACUCCAAUUGUGAGAGAUUAGUAAAUGUAUCAAGAGUACACUCAGUGAGUGGUGUUCAAAUAAUGAAGAGGGCUUUUUAGACCCUGAUUUUCUCUACCUUUUAAAGAGGCUCACGAUCGCCUUCCCUUCCCUUUCUCACUUGAACCCUUAAAACCAGCCAAAUAGCAUUGGUGUAUUUUUUUUCCUGAUGGUUUGAAUCAGCCCCUGCUUUGAAGAGCUUUCAGUCUAAAAUGGGACUGUGGAAAGAAAACCUCAGAACUGCCCAUGUCCCCAAAGAAGCCAAAAAUACUCUUGAGAAGCUCUGUGUUUGGUUCCUCAGCACACUUGGUUGGUAGGCUUCUUCCAAACACAUGGGUUCUAUUCAUAGCUCACUAUUAAAAUCAUAUAAAUAAUUCAAACUUUAAAUUAUUGUUGGUUUUAAAAUCAGCAGAGAGCACACUAUUGCACAGCAGAUGGAAAAGCAACCAGAGGAAAGUCUUUACCAAUGUGCAAUAUUGAACUUGAGUCGUCAUUCUUGCUGUGUGAAGAGGGAUAUCUCCCUUCACUGUCUACUUCCCCUCCCAAUAACAUUAUUGGCUAAAGUGAUUUCAGGGAAAAAAAAUAGACUUCACUGCAUCUGGGCUGAAGCAUUUUAAUAAAUUUUAUUCAAAUAAAUACUACUCAACCUCCCUUCUCAAAAACUUCCAGGGUAAUAAGCCUGUUAUUCCUAACCCAGCCUGGCUCUAGUAAGUAUACAAACCCUAUUUGAUCUUCACUCCAGGUCAUGUUUGACUUAGUUUCUGUUCUGCCAAAAAACUGUUGUGCCGUGAAUCCAAACAUUAUUUUGAGAUUCUUCCCCCACUGUUCCUUCAGUAUAUUUUUUGGGAGCAAUGAGUUUCUUACAUGCGUAAGUAAGCCUCCACUCGGGGGUUAAAAUAAAAUGGCAUCUAUUUUCUGCAAAUAAAUUUUCUGGAAAACUUGGCAAAUCA
Sphaerodactylus townsendi is the source of this 2757-nucleotide messenger RNA. RefSeq names its product zinc finger HIT-type containing 2 (gene ZNHIT2). NCBI's taxonomy places the organism in Eukaryota, Metazoa, Chordata, Lepidosauria, Squamata, Sphaerodactylidae. The record is from RefSeq and is a predicted model, not a curated record.